AUGGCUUCUUCUUCUCUUUCUUUAAAACACGAUGUGUUUCUCAGUUUCAGAGGUGAGGACACACGCAACACAUUCGUUGGCUAUCUUUAUGCAGCUUUAUCGGCAAACCAAAUCUUAACUUUCAUGGAUCACGAGCUUGAGAGAGGGGAUGAAAUUUCACCAACACUAAGCAGAGCCAUUAAAGAAUCCAAGAUUUCGGUGAUCAUCUUCUCGGAAAACUAUGCUUCAUCCACAUGGUGUUUGGAUGAACUUGUGCAUAUACUUGAAUACAAGAAAACAAGAGGGCAGAUUGUUAUUCCAAUCUUUUACGGCAUAGAUCCAUCUGUUGUACGAAAACAGGAGGGGAGUUACAAAGUUGCAUUCGAUUCACAUGAAAAAAGUUUCAGGGAUAGAAUGGAGAAGGUGAAUCAAUGGAAAGCUGCUUUAACAGAAGCAUCCAAUCUAUGUGGAUUGGAUUCAAAGGAUUUCAGGCCUGAAAACAGGUUAGUUCAAAAAAUUGUUGAAGACAUUUCAUUAAAAUUGCCUAAAUAUCUAUUAUUGGAUGAGCAUAUCAAGGGACACCUUAUUGGAAUUGAAAAGCAUAUCAAAGAAAUUGAAUGGCUGUUAUCCAAUGGCACAAAAGCUGUUCGCAUCAUAGGUUGUUGCUUUCUUUGGAAUGUUAGAGAAGAAUAUGCAAGAUUUGGAUUGCAUCAUUUGAGAAGGAAACUUUUAUCUAAUUUAUUAAAUGUUGAAGCUAAUGUAAAGAUGGAUACCUUAGAUGUGACAUCACCUUUUAACCUUGACAGACUUCGACGUAAGAAGGUACUGAUUGUUUUGGAUGAUGUGGAUAGUUCAAUCCAAUUGGAUGCUUUGGUGGAAGGAUAUCGCCAACUUGCUUGUGGAAGUAGAAUCGUUGUUUCAACUAGAAAUAAGCAAGUGCUUAUGAAAGAAGCAGACUAUAUUUACAAGCUUGAGAGGUUAAAUCCCAUUGAAUCUCUUAAGCUCUUCCAUUUGCAUGCUUUUGGUAAAAAUUCUACAGCAGUGGAUGACAAAAUGGUGUUGGAAGUGACAAAUUAUGCAAAUGGCAAUCCAUUAGCUCUGAAGGUCUUGGGUUCUUUCCUUUGCUCUAGAAGUAAAAAUGAUUGGGAAAGUGCAUUGAAGAAGCUGAAAAGAUUUCCAAACCUGGAAAUUCAAGAUGUGUUGAGAAUUAGUUAUGAAGGACUAGAUGAUAAGAGGAUUAAGGAUACAUUUCUUGACGUUGCUUGCUUAUUUGAUUCAUCUUUUACAAGAGACCAUGCAGAAAGCAUAUUAGAUGAUGGUAACUCAUCUAUAAAAAUAGAAAUAAGUGUUCUCAUUGAGAAGUGUUUAAUUGAAGAUAUUGGAAGUCACAUGUACAGGAACGAUGAGCUAUUAUGGAUGCACGAUUUGCUGCGCCAAAUGGGUCGGGCAAUUGUACGUGAUGAAGAUAGAGAACCUGGUAAUCGUAGUAGGUUGUGUGAUGCUAUGGAAAUCGGCGAGGUAUUGGAAAAUAGUACAGGGACCAAAGCAGUUGAAAUCAUAUCAUUCAACAUGUUUGAAAUUAAAAAAAAUGUGAAAGUGUGUCAUGAAGCCUUCUCAAAUAUGCGCAACCUACGAAUUCUCAAAGUUUAUUGUAGGGAUGAUGCUUAUGUUGGUAACAAGUUCAAACUGUCUAUUCCUCAAGACCUUGAUUCUUAUCUUUCUAAUAAGCUAAGGUCUUUUCAAUGGGACUUUUACCCUUUGAAAUCGUUGCCAUCAAACUUUAUUCCUGAGAAUCUUGUUGAACUUGUACUUCAUUGCAGCCAUGUUGAAAAGCUCUGGAAUAGUCGUAAAGUUCAGUAUCUUCCGGUCCUAAGAAGGAUUGAUCUUAGUUGUUCCAAGUUCCUUAGUCAACUACCAGAUUUGUCGCAGGCUCCAAAUUUGGAGAGUAUAGAUCUUGAAGGCUGUACAAGCUUGGUUCAGGUUCUUUUAUCUCUUCAAAAUCUUGACAAGCUUACUUAUCUAAAUUUGAAUGGCUGCUCCAAACUCAGAGAUUUUCAAGAUAUAUCAAAGAGAACAGAGGGGUGUUUGGAUGUUGUUAGGUUUGGAGGCAUUAAGAAUGUUUUGAAUAAUUUCACAUAUCUCAAAAGUUGCAUCCAAAGUUUUACAGGCAAUUUAUUUCUCUACUCAUCUCAGGUUCACAUUUCUCAAAAGUUUGCACCCAAUUUAAGAUAUUUAAUUUUGAGUGGGACAGCAAUAGAAACAGUGCCCCCAUCACUUGGGUAUCUCCCGGGUCUUGUUGAAUUGGAUAUGGAGCAUUGUAAAAGACUGAGAAGUCUUCCAACAAGCAUUUGUCAUUUGAAAUCUCUUGAGACACUGUACCUGUGUGGUUGUGAGAAACUGAAAACGUUUCCAGAAAUCUUGGAGCCUAUGGAACACUUGACAGAACUUUGGUUAGAUUAUUCGGGCAUUAAAGGGUUGCCAGAGUCAAUUGAAAAUAUAGUUUCACUUAGAAAAUUAUAUAUACAACAUUGCAAGGACUUUGAGUUUCUCCCCGACAACCUAUGUAAAUUAAGGAAUCUUGAGAGGAUAUGGCUCGACAACUGUUCAAAAUUUCAAAACUUGCCUUCUCUUCCAUCGUCUUUGCUCGAAUUGUCGUUGCUCUAUUGUGAGAGAUUGAAAUCUUUACCAGAGAUUCCAUCACAGUGUUUGAGUUUGAAAGCAAGAGGCUGCACGUCACUGGAGAACAUUUCAACUUUGAGGGCUCCACUAUUACACGAUCUGGAUAUCAUUCGAAACAGAAAUUGUUUUGAUUAUAUUGACUUUUAUGGAUGUGAAAAACUGGAUCAGAAUACACGCAAUUCCGUGCUCGCUGAUCAUGCAGUAAUUAAAAUUUUGUCUCGUCUGAUAUUUGUAAACACUGACCCAAAUGUUGUUCUUCCAAGCGUUCAUGUUUUUCGAUAUCCAGGAGAUGAAAUCCCAAAGUGGUUCAGCUAUCAAACUUGUGGGAGUUCAAUCAAUAACAUCAUGCUUCCUCCAUAUUGGAAUAAUGACGACUUCUUGGGUUUGGCUUUCUGCAAAGUUCUUCGUCAGAAUAAAAUUGACAAAAAUAUAUCCUUUGGUUUUAAUUGUGAACUGAAUUUCAAAACCAUCGAUGAUGAUCGCCUUUACAGAUAUCAUGAUUAUGCAGGGAGAUUGUCGGAAAAAAAGGCUGUUAGUUCAGAUCACGUGGUCCUAUGGUAUGUAGCCAAAUCGACAUUGCGAUCUUCAAAAUGGAAUAUGGAAUCUUGUAGAGAAUUGGAUAGACUAAAUUGGCCCUCGACUUGUAGCACUGAGGCCUCUUUCCAUAUUUGGCCCAGUCUCAACAACAAUGGAAAUAAGUAUUGCGAGAUUAAGAAGCUUGGGGUUCGGUUUGUAUACAAAGAAGACUUAGAGAGAUGUGAUGCAGAAACUGAAAGAAAGAAUAAGAGACGCUUCUAUGAAUAUUGUGAAUCAAGUGGAAGUGAAGCUGUUGGCUCCUGUGAGGAAGAAGUCAAUGAUGAAUCACAUUCUAAGAAACUCAAGUUUAUGUGA
Molecule: messenger RNA, 3549 nt
Organism: Ziziphus jujuba (common jujube)
Lineage: Eukaryota; Viridiplantae; Streptophyta; Magnoliopsida; Rosales; Rhamnaceae
Product: disease resistance-like protein DSC1
Exons: 6
Coding region: 1-3549 (1182 amino acids)
Biological process (GO): signal transduction; defense response
Molecular function (GO): ADP binding
Source: RefSeq, a predicted model, not a curated record